Messenger RNA from Parasteatoda tepidariorum (common house spider), 2583 nucleotides. Its product is annotated as protein LSM12 homolog A. The record is from RefSeq and is a predicted model, not a curated record. Lineage: Eukaryota; Metazoa; Arthropoda; Arachnida; Araneae; Theridiidae. Gene Ontology annotation, molecular function: RNA binding.
UGAUUAUAUUUUCUUUAAAUACUUAUAUUGAAUUGUACUUGAAUCAAAACAAAGGUUGUUUUUGAAUUUUUCAAAAUGGUGAAGCUCAGUCUUUGUUGACAAAUAGCAGUGCGGUCCUUUGACAAAAUGAAGUAUACUAUGGCUGAUGAUGGAGAAGAAUUCAAUUUAUUUAGUGUUGGUACAGUAGUUAGUUGCAAAACAUGUUUCGGUGAAGAAAUUGAAGGCGAAGUGACUGCAUUUGAUUACCAGACUAAAAUACUUUUUUUAAAAUGCCUGAGCAAAUCGGGAAAAGCCAAUGUUCAUGACAUGCGGAUGAUCAAUUUAGAUUUUGUUGGAGAUAUAAAUAUCAAGAAAGAGGUCACAACUCCUGUUAAUGGAACUCAGUCUCUUUUGCCACUAAAUAUUGAUAAGCUUACAGGAAGAGCGAAGCAGCAUGUAACGGAGAGGAAGCGUUUAGUUAGUGCUUUAUCAUCAGGUGUUAGUAACGAAGGAGUAAAACUUUUUCUGGCUAUCACUAAAACAAUACCUGAAGUGACUUGGCAAGAUAAAAGUAUUGUUGUUACUAAUCAAGUUAUCAUCACGCCACCGUAUCGCCCCGAAAACUGUAAGUCUAUUGGUAAAGGAGAAGGAGAUGCCUUGAAUCAUGUUCGCAGAAUUGUGGAAAAAUAUCUGAAAGAUCAAGCACAAGCACAGCCUGGUCAGUCAAAACAGUCUCAAUCUAGGCCCCAUAUACAAUAGAUUAUUUAAUUUGAAAAUUAGAAACAAAAAUAUGAGAUUCUGAGUUGGCUAUUCUAGGAUAGAUACGUCUUAUUCUUCAUUUUAACGCUUUACCUUUAACAAAGAUUCAGUUCUUUAUUGCAGAUAUGUAUAUUGAAGUGGUUGACACAAAUAUAUUUAGCUGUAAUAAUUUAAUAAAAUAGCAAUUAUGUAGCUAAUUAUUUAAUUUGAUACAAUGCAAUAAUACUUUCCAUAGAUAGUUUUAAGUAGGAGUUGAAUUAUGUGGAAUUUACAAUACAAUGCAAUAAUGCUUUUAUUCAUGAUUAUAAACCUCUGCACGAAUGGUUUCUCAUAUUAUGAGGCAUUUUUUUUUCUAAGUCACUUAAUUUUGUAUAGUAAUUGUCUUAUCUUGAGUCUUAGUGUAUUGUCUAAGUCUCUAAGGAGAAAAUAUAAUCUUGUGAAAAUUGUUACAUUUUAUGUCUGUUGCAAGUACUCAUAGUAAUUGUAUUUUGUGAACUCCAUGUUGAGAUAGUUAUAUAAGCAAAUGGAAAUUUCGCGACACUUUUUUUAAAUGUACAUUAAAACCGGAACAAUUUACAUAUAUUUUUGAUCUGUUUAUCACUGUUUGUACUGAAAAUAAUUAUUUUAUAUAUUGUUAUUUAUUAAUGUUACUGAAUGAAACCUAUUCACAUACCACACAGUGUUCCAGGUUUUCAAAGAAUUGCUGCAUAAUAUCUGCAUUGUUAAGGUACUACCUUAUUGCAUGUUGCAUUUAGAUUGUAUUGACUUGUUGUUUUAGUCAUGUUGUCUAACAUAACGUUUGUAUUUUGUCUUUUUUUUUUAAAAUUUAAAAAAGAAAACUGAUGUAAGUUGUAUUUUUUUUAUGAGCCAUUAAAUUCGAAAUAUGCUUUUUUAUAUUCAAUACUUUUAUAUUCUAAACUCUUAUUCUAAUAUCCAGUCUAUUUUUUAAUUUGACAAAUUAACGUGUAAAUUUUUUUAUUAUAACGGUGCAGAUAAAUAUGAAAUUGUUUGUCAAUUUUGUAUGUUGUUUUUGUUUGCUUUUCCAAAUUUUAAAAGAACUGGUGUAAAGUUAGAAAGACUUCUUUCUGGUUUAACUUUAAAAUUCUGAAAUGAAUUUGUCGUUUCGGAUUUUAGAAUAGUAUCUUAUUUAUUAGACACUUGGUAUAAGUAUUUGUUAAAGUGAAAACAAAUGAAAUUGCAAGCAAUGUGAUUUAUAAAAUGUUAUUUUCUGAUAGGCAAUUGUAAUUCCUUUAUGACCUUCAUAAUUGGUUAUUUAUUUAAAAUGUUUUAAAUCUUAAUAAUUUGAAAUCAUUUAGUGCCUCUAGAUGUAAAACUCAGUUGUAUUAAAAAAAAAUCAUCCACUUCAAUAUACAUUUUGUAUAAUUUAAUUGCUAAUGACCUAACAGUUUUAGUUUUUUUUCUUCAAUAUUUAUAUUUCUGAAUUUACUGUUGAUGUUAAAAUUCUUGUCACCAAACUUAAUACUUUUUUUUUUAAAAACAUUUUUAUGUGUAAUUUUUUUUGGAGGAAAAAAGUUUAAUGUGUAUAUAUAUAUAUAUUUCUUUUCCAAUUCAGUUUGGUUUGUUGGCAAUAACUCUAAACUGCACUUUUAAGAAAAGUAAGAUUUUUGUUAAAAUGUUAGUUUUUUUUUGAUUUAUUAAAUUUAUGUGAUAUCUUUCAAGUGCAGAAACAUCAUCAGCAUUUUUAGAAGUCAUUCAAUAUCCUAUUAUAACUAAGAAUAGUGUUAAAAAAAUAUGGAUAAACCUAGUGCAGCUGUAACCUUUUUUUAUUCAAUUCAAAUACUAAGCCACCCUCCAUAAAAAAUGUAAUAAACUUCCCUGAAAAUA